Messenger RNA from Cyclocybe aegerita, 1362 nucleotides. NCBI's taxonomy places the organism in Eukaryota, Fungi, Basidiomycota, Agaricomycetes, Agaricales, Hemipholiotaceae. The record is from the annotation of a GenBank genome assembly.
AAUGCAAGAAGUAAAUUGCUCCGCAAGCCCCCUGCAAGUACUCGCAGAGGUGUGCAGUAAUGCCUCUCCCGCCUCUAGUCUCUUCAACAGGGGCGUCGGAUUGACCAAUGAGGACCUCCAUCACAACGAUUCCAUCGGUCCGUCGAUGCCUACACCCGUCGAAGAGACUAACGACUUCCCGCCACUUCUGCUUACCAAACGGGUUCAGGGAAACCCAAUGCAUAUCUCCAAUUUCCUGGAUGGCCCGGAAGGGCCGUCGGAAAUUUCUAGUCUUUAUUCUAGCUCGCCCCGGUGGAACGCUAGAUCGCCUCUUCUCGGGGUAGGCGUUGAGCUUCAUGGUGUAGUGGGUGAAGUCACCGCUACGAGCUACCGUCACCACGAGCCGUACCCUUCUUCGAGGUCAGAGCGCGAACAACAUAGAGCAAUGCGGCGCACGACGUCUUCACAGUCUUCCGUUGAAAAUAAUGCAUUUAUUCCUGCCAAUAGCACAGCAUCUGGAGUCCCUGAGGGUGCUGGAAGCCGAACUUCAACCUCCUCUCGUCGAUGCCAACCUCCCAGACAGGCGAUGCUUCAGACGGAAGACGCACGAGAAAUUGAUACAGCCCUUUCGUCGGGCGAAACGCCAGGAAAUAAAAAUUCAUCUUCUCCGCCUUCCCAGAGGCCCUCUGCACCAGCCAGAACGUGCAGUCAGUCCAGGAAGAAAAGCCAAUCCACGAAGGAAAAGAGCGAGACCAAGAAGAAGAGCGUGCCCAACUCGUCUAAGCAAGAAGCCUUGGGUUCCAAAGCCACAGGCAACAACACUAGGGUCAAAGGUCGACGAAACCUGACACCAAAGCAACGAAAAGAUUUCGGAUAUAAUGAGAGAUCACUCAUGCUGUUGUCUCUCAUUGAUCCUAACAUCGCAGGAUGCCUCGGCUGCAGGCGUCUCUUCCGGCUGGAUGGGAGACAAGCGCUUAAGGAUGCGGAAAAUCACUACAUCGGGUUUAUCUUGAAGCACAUCCCCGUCUGCCCCGAGAUACCUCUGGAGUCUAAAAUAUCAACGUUUCUCGACUAUCAGGCUCUCACCGGCGUCCUAUCGAAGAGGAAUGAAAGCGCCCUCUCGAAAUUGACCACAAAGCACGAGCAGGCGGGAGGAACACUUGACUGCCUCAAUGACGAACGAGCGAACCUGCGAAAGGAGUCGAUAGAUAUCUUCAAGUGCGGCGAUCCGGAAACCUGCACCCACAAGUGUACCGAACACUUCGGGAUGCUUUGUCCCUCCUAUGUGCCAGAGAAGAAAGGAGGAUCUCAACAGAAGAGGAAGAGGAACGAAGGGCAGGACGACGGGGAGAAGAAGAACGUCAAGAAGAGGGCGAGGAGGUG